Messenger RNA from Perca flavescens (yellow perch), 4672 nucleotides. RefSeq names its product glucose-fructose oxidoreductase domain containing 1 (gene gfod1). Gene Ontology annotation, molecular function: nucleotide binding. The record is from RefSeq and is a predicted model, not a curated record. NCBI's taxonomy places the organism in Eukaryota, Metazoa, Chordata, Actinopteri, Perciformes, Percidae.
CUGAAAGCGGCGGCCGUGUUUGUGUCAGCGAGCCGUCAGAUAAAGCCCCUUUCUGGCUCUCAUUUGAUUCCGUCUCGCUUUACCUGAAGGGGGGGGCUCCAAAAGGAAUCCCAAACCCAGGACGGAGGUGACAUGCCCUUCACCGCUCGGUGCAGUCAGCGCGCUGAUCGCUGUCAGACGUGGACAAGGUAGCGACCCGGAAUGGUGCGUUUAAAUUUGUAUUUCUAACGCGGAGGAAGCCUGUCCCGGUUUUCAAUCUGUUUUAGGAUUAUUUUCCGUGGGGUAAUAACGACAUUACAUGCCCGAUCGCAGAGCCGGAGCGACGGGGAAAAUGCAGCACAGCGGGUGUUUGGCUGCAGGUGGAUGGCCGACCUGACGGUCCCAUCCGCCGCGUCCCUCCCGGUCAGAUCCGGCGUCAUCUACAGCUGUUUAAACCAACUGAAAACAGAGAGAACUAGAUAAAGACAAAAAAAGACAAAAACCCGAGCCAUGCUUCCAGGGGUCGGCGUGUUCGGCACCAGCCUGACCACCAGGGUGAUCAUCCCGCUGCUGAAGAACGAGGGCUUCGCCGUCAAAGCGCUGUGGGGCCGGACCCAGGAGGAGGCGGAGGAGCUGGCCAAGGAGAUGAACGUCCCGUUUUACACCAACCGGAUCGACGACGUGCUGCUGCACCAGGAUGUGGAUCUGGUCUGCAUCAACCUGCCGCCGCCUCUGACGCGGCAGAUCGCAGUCAAAACGCUGGGUAUUGGAAAGAACGUCAUCUGCGACCGGACAGCAACGCCUCUGGAUGCCUUCCGAAUGAUGUCAGCGGCCCAGUACUACCCCAAGUUGCUGAGCAUUAUGGGAAAUGUGUUACGUUUCUUGCCUGCCUUUGUGCGAAUGAAGGAGCUGGUAGAGGAGGGGUACAUCGGGGAGCUUCUGGUCUGUGAGGCCCAGGUCCACAGCGGUAGUCUCUUGGGAAAAAAAUACAACUGGAGCUGCGAUGACCUGAUGGGAGGCGGUGGUCUGCAUUCGGUGGGCAGUUACAUCAUCGACUUGCUCACGUUUCUGACCGGUCAGCGUGCAUUAAAAGUGCACGGCUUCCUCAAGACCUUUGUCAAGCAAACGGAUCACAUUCGGGGCAUCCGUCAGAUCACCAGUGAUGACUUCUGCACGUUCCAGAUGGCACUGGAGGGGGGCGCCUGCUGCACCGUCACGCUCAACUUCAACGUUCCCGGAGAGUUUCGGCAGGAGGUGAUCGUCGUGGGGACCGUAGGGAGGUUAACGGUCACAGGGACCGACCUGUACGGACAGAAGAACAACGGGGGCGGAGGAAGCGGCAGAGGACCGGAGCUCCUGCUCAAAGACACCACACCUCUUGAGAAGAGUUCCUUACCGGAGAAGGCUUUCAGUGACAUUCCAUCCCCGUAUCUCACAGGAACGAUCCGCAUGAUCCAGGCGGUGCGGCAGGCCUUUCAGGACCAGGACGACAGGAGGACGUGGGACGGGAGGCCUCUGACAAUGGCCGCUACCUUUGAGGAUUGUCUCUAUGCUCUUUGCGUGGUGGAUACCAUCAAGAAAUCCAACCAGAGCGGAGAGUGGCAGAACAUUGUGGUGAUGACCGAGGAACCGGAGAUCAGCCCAGCCUAUUUGAUCAGCGAGGCCAUGCGGCGGAGUAGGAUGUCACUCUACUGUUAGCAUCAGCUGAUGUGCUGACCCCUUACAAAAUGGCUUUACUGGAGGUGGCACCGGAAAAGGCCUCGUGUUGUUGAAAUGUUAUUCAUACAGCUUCUGGGUUCAGCUCUUUAAUUCAAUACCUGUUUAUUUAAAUACUGUCAAAAAGCUAUAUUGCUACUGUUACAGAAAGCGAGGCUACGCCACUAUGAUACUCCUGCCUCAGGAGUAGAGAAAAAGCAAUGUGACCAAUAAUCAAACCUUUAUUUAUAAGGAAGCCUUUCCUGGUUUUACCCUUUUGACAGAAGACUGUAACGGGGUGAUGCACUUGUAAAUCAAGCCGAUUCAUACAACAGAAAGAUGUAGUUCUACAGUGGAGGCAGAUCAGGGAAUAAAAACUAAUGCUACUGCGUUCGGCUUGACCAUAAGGGUAUAGCGCCUCUCAUCUCUGCUUCUGCUUCUCUUCUAUUUGACUGGGUCUGGAAGACAACACCUUACACUGUGGGUCCAAACGAGGACAGCCAAGGAAGAACGAUAGUCCUCUCAGUUGAAACUGGGCCGCUGUAUUGUUGCUGUAGUCCGAAGUACUUGCUAGUUUUACCAAGUGAAUGUUUAAAACAAAUCAGUAUGCUUGAUAGCUUCAGUCUCUGUCUGCUCUGUAUGCUUCCUCUGAGUGUGUGAGAAACAAGAGAGAAAAGAAAUCAAUAGUUUGGCUGCUGGGGUUUUCAGAAGGGUUUACCUUCUGGUUUAUGUAUGCAAUAUAUCCAGGCUGUAGUCUGCAGCAGAAACACUUUAAUCUUCCAGCUUGGAGUUAAGGGUUAAAAUACACUAUGUUAUGCCUUUAUGCAAUUACAGUAGCCUGUGUAUCCGUUUGCGAGUCCUGUACAAGUGGCCAGUACAGUGAUAGUUUGAUGUUCUUCUUAUUUCUCUCACGAGUGCAGUGUCCUUUCGAAACCGGCCGAUUGCUUGGCCCGCGCUAGUCCUGCUUGCAGCUAUCUCAAGAACUACUCAUCCGAUCACCUUCACACUCGACACGGCGCUUCCUUGGAUCCUCAGCAAUAGAGCUGCCAAGUGUUAAGUUGAUUGGAUGAACAGUUUUUGAGAUAAAUGGACAGUCAUAUAUGCAUACAUAGAAAGAUAGAGAUUCAUUCCUUUAUAGUUAGUUAGAUGGUGCUGCUACAGCGCCACCUAUUGGCCAAAUGGCACCAGAUUUCCAUUCAGAUAUCAUAUCUACACACCUCCACCAAAUGUGGUGGCAAUAGCACAGAGCGUUCAGGAGAUAUGGCAUUUUAUUUUAAUGUAAGCCCUGCCCACUGCAUUUGAGUAAAUGUUGAGGGCCUUCAAAUGUUACAGGCCCAAACUUAAAGUUAGUUGUUAUAGCAUUUCCAAAUUGCACCACAUUCAACACUGCACUCCAUUGCGUCCCCAGCAUUACACGAGCCAAGCGUGUAUUAGACCUGAUGAACGGUCCUCGAGAUAUUCAAAUGACACACUCACACACUCACAGAGAUCCCUCGCUUUAUAGGUAGAUGCUUUUUCCAUUGUCAUGAAACAUGGACAUGGAAUGUACGGAAUUCUGUGUGGUGUGCUUAUAUCUGUACUGAGCCUUAAUUGUGUGAUACUAAUGCAGUUGCGAGUAAAUACCGAGCAAUGUGGGGUUUUUAAUCCAAAUAUUGAAAUGCAAUGGGUCACACUUGCAUCAAGCUUUAGCAUUUAGCAUGCUUUAUAAAGCUUCUUUAACGUGCACAGUGAAAUGCAGGUUUGUCAGCAUGCAUGACAUGCAAGUUCAAUUUGGACCCACGCCAACAGUAAGACUGAACCGUGCAGCCAAUUAACUGUGCAGCACAGUGGGGUUGAUAGUGGAGUACAUGAGCAUUUCUUUCAAUUUCCCUUAGAGGUGUUAAAUGUUAAGGCUGCUGUUAUUCUAUGUUCCCAUGAACAUGUUUCCUACUCUGUCUGUGGCACUUGGCCACAAGCCCUUUUGAUUUUAAUUUUAUUUUUUAUUGGAAAUGUAAAUCUUUAAAGCUUCGCCAAUCAAUAUUUGUUUUUAAUGGCCAUGGGUCCGAUGACUAUGUGAUGAUGUGUGUUUCAUGUGAAAGGUUUCCCUCGUAGGAAUCAACCCCUAGUUCCCCACGCUACGUAGUGUUUAAGCAUAUUUCAGAUUAUUGUUUUUAUGGCCCACAACUGCUGUUUUGGUUCACUCUCAAUGCUCUAUAUAACCUUGUUUCCCGCCAUGGCAGGCAGCUUUUUUUUUAACGAAUAACGUCUGAUACACCCACGGUACGCCAUUUUACAGCACCAUAGACAGACGAAAUUAGCAGGAAAAACAGAUCUGAAAAAGAAUGAAUGUUGGACUUACAACACAUUACUAACAUGUUAAAAGCAGGUCACAAAUAUAUAAUGUAAUCUUUUUUUACAAACGUAUUUCCCAAAACAACUAAGUCAUUUUUUGCUCAUGUUACCCAUCAGGAGUGAAUAAAGCAUUUGCUGGGGGGCUAGUUUCCGCUCUUCCAGAAAUACAGAUUUGGUGCUCUAGCAAGAAACUAAAGAAUAUCACCACCCUUGUUUUUUAAGGCAUAAUUUACAUGCACUGUUAUGAGUGCAGCCGGCCUUCAGAACCUCUGUGCAACAGGAUCCAAUUAGAAGAAUAUAACAAAAGAGAGCCAAUUAAGAAGAAGAUGAGUACAAGAGUGAGAAAAAAAGAACAAACAAUCAUCACAGUUUUUAAAUCAAAUCGUGAAGGGAUGGUUAGUGUGAUUUUUAUGACGCAUAAACAAUCACACCUGUCUCUCAACAGUGAUCGGAUCAACACAUUCUCACUCCCAUCGCGUCAAAAAGCAACCCUUGGUCAGGUGCCUUUGGCGUUUGUGAUUGAUGCAAAAAGUCUCCUUUAGCGUCAUGUUUAGACGCUCUUGGUCGGGACUCUUAGCAUCACUUUUAUAAAAGAAUGUUUUGAUUAUUUUUUGGGCCAUUUUUCGCCUUUAUUUUGACAGGACAGCUGAAGACAUGAAAGCGGAGA